UCAAGUUGUGGGAUUUGUAAAAGAAGAAAAUGCAAGUCUCCAAUGGCUUACGUAUGAUUGUAGAGAGUCCACAGUUUCGCAAGUCGUUAAGAAUAACGAUAGCAGCAGCAGCAGGAAAUUUAUUCGUGUUUUAUUCCGUCUUUCAUAAUUAUAUAGAGUGUUUCUUGGGUAUAUAUAUCUAUCUUGUUUUGGUUAUUGUGGCACAAUGUGAACAACUGGGUGGAGUUAUUCAGGCUGCAAUACGUUUCUCUUAUAUAGCUGGAUUGGCUAGCGUUCUUGCUAUUAUAGCUUUGGGUAUUGCUCAAGGAAGUGGGGUGGCUUUGUAUUUUGUGGCUUUGGUUGAAUUCUUUCUCGUUUCUCUUUUGAGACUUGAUCCAAAGGUCCGUGGAUAUGGAAUAUCUAUAUUUUUCCUAUUAGGUCCUACACUUAUGGAGUCAGUAGGACUUCAUCUUUCACAGUGUUGGCAAACUAUAUACGCAACUCUACUAUCUGCUGUAUUAGCUGGGGUUAUUGCUGUGAUAGCCACUGUUUUCAUAUUUCCAGAAACUAUUCGAUCCAAACUUCGCAGUGCCAUUCGAAAUAUGUCUUGUCAAGUUGAAGAUAUUAUUCAAAGUUUGGAUACCAAACUAUUCACUACUCCUUCUUAUAAACCAAUAAGGAAUGACGUGACCAGUUAUAUAGAACCAACUACAAAUAUUGAUGCUAUAACUCCAAUGGAUAAGAAGCAGACUCCUAGUUUCCUACAAGAAGCUCCCCAUAUAUUACUUCAACUAUGGAGAAGCUUAGCAGCUGUGUUUGAUGAUCCCACUCUUCGUCCUCUUUCAGUUGCUUUAGAUAAUGGAGAUUUCAUUCUAAAGAAAUGUGCAAUCAUCAACGCUACUAUUAGAAACUCUAUGAGACUGUGUAACUUUUUGUAUUAUGAACCAACUUUCUUCCCACCUUGGCAAUGUGAACCUCGUGAAAACUGGAUGCCUAUAUUACAACAAUGGCAACAACUGGUUGCUCAUCUGGAGUCACUCAAUCAAGUAGUUCGCAGAAAUGAAUGUUUUCAUACGGAAUAUCUUUCGGAAAGUUUUGGAAUACCGGUAUCUUCUAUACGAGAUGCUCUCUUAUAUGUGAAAGAAAGAAUGCAUCAACUCAAGUCAUUUCAUUCAGUAUCAUCAAGUGUUCAAAGCCAUUCUGAACAAGUAGCCAAUCAUCUGUUUGAGAGAAUUUAUGAAGAAUUUGCUAAAGUUAGAGAACAGAUGUGGAAAUCUGAAAUAUUCUAUGAAGAAAAGGCAGUCGACCAUACCUUUCGUUAUUCUGCUUUGGCAUUUUUAGUUGUUGAGUUACGUGCGACGCAUGAAUCGUUACAUGCAUUGGAAGAUGCCAUGCAGUCUUUUUCGAUUGCUUAUCAUGAACAACGUUUCUCUAUAGCCAAGAAUUGGUUGCCCAUGUUGGACGAAUUUUUAUUGCCAUUUCGAGGUUAUACAAGUGUUCCUGUAUUGAUAAAAGACAAGGAUAACUUUCAAUAUAUCAUCAAAUUUAUGUUGGCAUUGGCUAUCAUAGAGUUUCCUCCUCUUUUUGUAGCUCAGUUUUCCGAUUCUGCCAAGAGUUUUAUGCGAAAUGAAAACGAUAUCUAUGUGCUUAUUUAUGUUGCUAUUCUAUUUUGGCAAAGUAAGGAGUUGUCUGUGUUUAGAAGUCUUUUGUAUUUCUCCAUCACUUUUGUAGCUUCUGCAUUGGCAUAUGCGGCAACAGUAUUUACUCCCAAUCAUAUCUACGGAUUAACAUUAUGGUUAGCGCUUUGGACAUUUAUUGGUUUGUUGGUUGGCACUUGUUAUCCUGCUUAUAUUAUGGGCACUUUUCCUUUAGCAUUGGCACAGUUUGGUAUUAUCAGCUGUGACUAUAACAAGUAUUCGUUUACUUAUGUGGCAUCUCGUACUGUUUGUGUAUGCAUUGCAUGUGGAGUUGUAUUCGUAUUUUCUACUUUGAUAUGGCCGUAUUCUGUUGCUUUAAAAUGUCGCAAAAUGUUGAGCAAUGGAUUGACGCAACUAGGACAGCUGUCCCAAUUGGAGUGGCAAGCCUUUGAAUGCGUAUUUAUGGGUCAUCAUUCGACUCCCAGUCUUGUGAAACAAAAGAUGCACUCCAUUGCUGGUAUUUUAUCGGGUGUUCGUAUGUUGGUGCAAGUUGAAUUGACUCCCAAUUAUCGUAGAAGUUCCAUACCCACGUUGGUAGAUGUGAUAGGUUUUUGUCUCCGAAGAUAUCGAAUAGUAACGGAAAUAGUGGACAUGAAACCGUUGAAGGAAAAUUCCACAUGUGACAUGUAUCAAGUAUUUACCGAGCUGGUUCAACAUUUGGAGAAUAGCAUAGCACAUGUUUCCGAAAUAUUCUUAUUGGCAAGUGAGCAUAUUAUUCCUCCCAGUAAGAAACGCAAAAAGCCAGUAGAGUUGUUGAAAUAUUUGACAAUUCUACGAAAAGACAAAGAAGAUAUUCUAUUUGCAUAUGUACAAGGUAGACAAGAACUCUUUCGUCAGUGGCAUUCUCAACGGUUGGACAAACUAGCACAACGAAAGGAUAGUCUGGAACAUCCAUUUGUGACGUGGAAAUGAUUGGACAAGUAAUUGUUCGAAU
Molecule: messenger RNA, 2610 nt
Organism: Galdieria sulphuraria
Lineage: Eukaryota; Rhodophyta; Bangiophyceae; Galdieriales; Galdieriaceae
Exons: 2
Coding region: 30-2588 (852 amino acids)
Source: RefSeq, a predicted model, not a curated record